GAUUUAUUGACCUCUAUCUAGCUUAUAGCUUUCAGUAUCUAGGCAUAUAUAUUUUUUACAACCUGCUGAAAUUCAUGGCCAAGGUUUUAGUAACUCAUAAAAUGGUUGGUGUUGCCUUAUUCGAUGGUGAAUUAGAAUUAUUGGACGACACACAGCUUUAUUAUAUUAGAGAAAAAAUUCGUGCUCGUCAUGGUAACACUCCUACUGACCUAAAGAUGUGGAAAUCAAAAGUUGAGCCUUUAAAUAUAAUACGGGAUAUGAGUGUAACUAUUAGAGACCUUUUUGAACUACCAAAAUCACCAGAGACCUCGGAAUUGAUCAACAGAGUAACCAUUUUUUACGAUUUUGGUCCAUCCAAAAUGAAGAGUGUUUUACUUACUAAAUGCUGAUUGAUAAAUAAAUGAUCAUUCAUGUACAUUAUUUAUA
This is a messenger RNA of Phytomonas sp. Hart1, 426 nucleotides long. NCBI's taxonomy places the organism in Eukaryota, Euglenozoa, Kinetoplastea, Trypanosomatida, Trypanosomatidae. The record is from the annotation of a GenBank genome assembly.